Molecule: messenger RNA, 3009 nt
Organism: Malania oleifera
Lineage: Eukaryota; Viridiplantae; Streptophyta; Magnoliopsida; Santalales; Ximeniaceae
Exons: 8
Coding region: 497-1531 (344 amino acids)
Molecular function (GO): RNA binding
Source: RefSeq, a predicted model, not a curated record
CGUCUCCGAAGAUUCGUCGUCCAGCGCACACCCAAGCGCAGCUCCCUCCGUUUCACAGCAUCACCGACUCUCUUUUGACCUACCUUCCCUCCCUCCAGUCUAGGGUUUCCCUCCCUCCCUCCUUUUUCUUUUCCUUUUUCUCUAAGCUACUUACUUGUUUUUGUAUGUUUGAUUGAUUCAUAGACUCCUUCUGUUUGAUCACUGUUCUUCCUCCUCCCGAUCUCACCCACCCUACCCUCCUCUUCACUCCGCUCCUCUGCUCUGUUCUGUUCUGUUCUGUUCUUUUCACUUGAUUCAAAUUUCGCCGCCUCUAAUGAUCCAGUCUUCAAGGGUUUUCUAGGGUUUUUCCCGCAAGAUGAGGCCGGGUGCUUAUUCCUCUGCCGGCUGUCGUAUCACCUGAACCCCGAGCUCGAUCGACCUUUUCUUUUUUAGCAGAAUCUUCACCUUUCUUUUGUUUCCUUGAUUCUCGCUCUUUUUAUCUUUUUAAACUUCGGUUAUGGCGUAUCAGGCGAUCCCGGGUCCUGGGUCGGGAUCGAGUUCUAGUUCCGGGUUCCAGUUCCUGAAUUCCCCUUUUGGCGACACCACGUACACGAAGGUCUUCGUAGGGGGGCUGGCGUGGGAGACGCAGAGUGAUACUAUGCGCCGGUACUUCGAGCAGUUCGGGGAGAUCCUCGAGGCCGUCGUGAUCACCGAUAAGAACACCGGCCGAUCUAAGGGUUACGGUUUUGUGACUUUCCGGGAACCUGAGGCUGCAAGGAGAGCCUGCGCUGAUCCAACUCCAAUUAUUGAUGGUCGACGGGCAAAUUGUAAUCUGGCUUCAUUGGGACGACCUCGGCCUUCUCCGCCUUAUGGACGUGUAAGAUCAGUUUCCCCCUAUGUUGGUGGUGUGCAAACCACCCGUGGGGCUUAUGUUGGCAGUUUUGGCUACCAGCAACCAGUUCCUUACAACUAUCAACAAGGUUUUAUGUAUCCUCCGUAUGGGAAUUCAAAAAAGCAAAGUGGUAGUGGCAGAAGAUAUGCCCCCCAGCUUGAUGUUUACCCUUUGAACAGUAUGAUGUGUUCCAAACUACAUGUUGAAUCUACAUGCGGAUAUUUUCAUCAAAAAUUUUGUUCUAAAGCUAAUUUCCUCAAAAGAUGCAAUGGUUUUUCUUCAUGCAGGUAUGCAACAUAUGGACCUGAAUACGUCUAUCCACAGGGUGUUUACAAUCCCUAUUUGAGUCAGCAGUACCUUCAGAUAUAUGGAGUACCUGGAACAGUUAACCCAGCAGUCUAUCCUUAUGGGCAAUUGGGACAGACAAUGCCUGGCACGCAUGGGUAUACAACCGUCCAGGGCUAUGCAAUGCCAGGUCAUCAGAUUGUGCAGUUUGGUGGGCCCAGUGUUAAUGCAAUAACAACUUCACCAGUUCCCACAAUCCAAGCACCAUACCCUACAGGUAUGGCAUCACCUGUUCCAGCACAACCACAGUUCAUAGUUCCUGCUCAUUCUCCUCAGUUCAUUCCAGGCAGCGGUUCUGACCAAGCAGCUGGGUGAGGGGUUGAUCAAGGUAUCCUUAGAUUGCAGCAGGACUAAGAGCAGCAGUACUGCUACUUGAGUGGCGGGCUUCAGAUCUAGCCUUGCAAAUUAUCCAUUUUGCAUUCUAGAGGUACAAUUCUUCUCCUCUCAAGGCCUUUUAUCUUUUCCAGCUGAGGGCAUGUUCUAACAUUUUAUAGACAAAUUCUGUGGUUUGACACAGAAGUCCUAAUGAUGCAAACAGCAUGACAAAAUAGCCAUAUCAAGGUAGAUAGUUGGGUUUGGGUUAGAGCCGAUAGAACUUGACCUUUCCAGUUAAUCUUGCCCCUUUCCGGUGGGUGCGAGUUUGUUUUGUGACUGGCUCCCUUAGCAAUCAUGGGAUUGUUAGCAUUAUUAUAUGAGACUAAAUAUGAUACGAGACAGAGAUCAUAAAUCCAUGGACAAGAAUAUAAAAAACAAAGAGACAUUCACUGACGACUCAAGAGGAUAGUGAUUUCAGUUUAUAAGCUUGCCAGGGCACCUUUUAAAAGGUCAACAUGAGAUUGAAAAGUCAACCUUCACUGCUCUUUUUUUUGGCUGCAUAAUCUACUCCCUAUUCCUCUCAAACUAGGGUAUGUGGAGAUGCGCAUUGAAGAAUCCCGGAAUGCCUUGAAAAUCACUGAAAUAAAAAAAUUGUGAAGUGGUUAUAAAUGUUGGAUUUCUUCUCAUGAUUAAUGGAGGUGAGGUCAACUAGUUUGGUUGAAUUUGAAUGUGUGUGGGGGGGUUUGUAUCUCGGGUUAAACUUGUAUUUUAUGUUUUUAAUUAAUUCUCUGGUCAAAUUUGAAUCUGAUCAUAUGUUUUGCAUAUUAGGGUUGAGCUUGGAAUUUAUCAUUUAGUUUCUUAUUAACACUACAUUUCCCUCUCUACUUCUCUAGUUUCUUUGAGCAUUUGUCAGACAUUGAAUGUUGAUUUACAGUGUUUCAUUCAUAUAUUGCGCAGGUCAUAGAGAGUCAUGCUCACCAAGAAGUCAGAUGUCUGAGUCGCUCCGGAUGGCGGAGAACAUGGCAGGUGGAAGAUAGCGGAUUGCUCUUCCUUCGCCCUAGUGUAUCUAAACCCUUCUCCCCCAGAUGCUGGUGGAGGAGCAAUGGAUUGGUGGAUUGCUGGAAUCGGUUUCCGGCAAACCCAUGUAGGAAAUAAUAAGAACUUUUGUAAAAUUCCAACAUGUUAGAAUCAAAAUAUGAUUCUUUAUAGUGUUGCCUCCCCAGCAUUUUGGGGGGGUGUAUAGAUAGAUUUUCUGGUGUCUACUUGGUGUUGAGUCCUGCAUUGUAUUCAAAUUUCGUCAGUGUCUCAUGCAUACCAAUGCAUACCAGACCAGUCCAUGUUUUAUUUUUUCCCCUCCCCCCUUUUUUAUAUUUUGGAAAACUAAACUCUGUAAUAUGGAUUAUUCGAUCGCCUGGCUUCAACACAUGGGAGAAGUUUCAGGUCUAUUUUACUAGGAACGUAGACUUUUUUCUGUGUCA